Molecule: messenger RNA, 2344 nt
Organism: Phlebotomus papatasi
Lineage: Eukaryota; Metazoa; Arthropoda; Insecta; Diptera; Psychodidae
Gene: Smvt
Product: sodium-coupled monocarboxylate transporter 2
Exons: 7
Coding region: 122-1975 (617 amino acids)
Biological process (GO): transmembrane transport; sodium ion transport
Cellular component (GO): membrane
Molecular function (GO): symporter activity
Source: RefSeq, a predicted model, not a curated record
GUCACUCACUGUGAAAUUUUCACAAUUCAGUCUUUUGUCGUGUCUCCUGCAAAUUGGCAGUAAUCACAAAAUUAAUUGUGAUCUCUUAUUACUGGAUGAUUGAAUUAUUUAUUGUGACAAAAUGAAUUUAACCAUUGCGGAAAGUUUAUUGCCAGUAGGAAGUGGACAAUUUCAAGUGUUGGAUUAUGUGGUUUUUAUCUCAAUGCUGGCCAUCUCAAUGGCUGUCGGCAUUUACUUUGGCUUCUUCUCAGGCAAUAACCAAUCCACUGAGGAAUAUCUACUUGGUGGUCGACGAAUGAAGACCCUCCCAAUAGCAAUAUCACUCAUCGCAAGUCAAAUUUCCGGAGUAACAAUACUGGCACUUCCAGCUGAAAUGUACGGAUAUGGGACACAGUAUGCAAUUUUAGUACCUUUUAUGAUCGUCACCGUAUCCAUCAUCAACUUUAUAUUCGUACCAGUAUUCUAUCAUAACAACAUUUCCAAUUGCUAUGAAUACUUGGAGAUGAGAUUUAGUGCUCGGAUCCGUCAUAUAAUCACAAUUACAUUUAUGGCAAACUGUUACUUCUUGCUCCCGAUUAUACUCUUCAUUCCUGCUAUUGCCUUAUCUCAAGUCACUGGGAUUAACGUUCAUCUGAUUAAUACGGUUGCCUGCUCAGUAUGUGUCAUCUAUACAAUGCUGGGAGGAAUAAAAGCCGUCGUGUGGACUGAUGUGAUUCAGGGAUCAAUAAUGGUAUUUGCAUCUCUCGUGAUUUUGAUCUACGGCAUUCGUGAGGUCGGAGGUAUCUCUGAGGUCAUCGAUCGCAACAUCAUUGGCGAUAGAAUUGAAUUUUUCAACAUGGACCUUGAUCUUACAGUUCGUGAGUCAUUCCCAAGUAUUGUUAUGGGUGGCGUUAUCAUGUGGGCAGCAUACAUUGGUCUCAAUCAAAGCUGCGUGCAGCGAAUUGUGGCCCUCAAGACUGUUAAACAUGCAAAAAAUGCCCUUUGGCUCUUCUGUCUCGGAUACUAUAUCGUUGUAGGCAUUAACCUUUUCAUUGGGAUCACGAUGUUUGCUCGAUACUACAAGUGUGACCCACUUAAAUUGGGCAUUGUGGACAAACUAGACAAAAUGGUGCCACAUUUUGUCCAAGAUACAAUUGGAAAGUUCUCAGGGAUGACAGGUGUCUUUAUUUCCUGUGUCUUCAGCGCUGGACUGAGUACCAUGUCGGCUAAUUUUAACUCACUCUCUGGUGUCAUCUAUGAGGACUACGUGAAGAAACUCCCUGGAUUUCAGCAUUCUGAACAAAAGGCGAAUUUCUGGAUGAAGUCUAUUGUAGUUCUUUCUGGAAUAUUUUGCCUAGCUGCUGGAAUUAUUGUGGAUAAAUUCGAAAGUAUUCUCGAAGUGAUGAUGACGAUUCCCAGUGUCUCUUCAGGAGCCACCCUUGGAGUUUACUGUCUGGGCAUGUUGGAUCCUUGGGCUAAUGAGAAGGGUGCUUUUUGGGGUACAACUGCCAGUGUCGCCUUCACUGGAUAUCUGGCUGUGAGGUCUAAGCUUGCAAUUCUCUCUGGUGAAAUGUCUUAUCCUCUUCUUCCCACCCGAAUAGAUGGGUGCAAUGAGAUUGGUAUCAAUAUAACAUCGUCAGAGAUUUCUAUGCUGUUCAAGAAUGAUACAGAAAUCUCCUCAAUAUCUGCUGAAGAUGAUUCUUUUGCCCUUCACAAAAUUUCAUUCGUAUGGUAUGCCGUAAUUGGCUUCCUAAUUGUACCUCUUGUGGGAAUUCCAGUAAGUCUACUUACUGGAUCUAAUGAUAUUUACAAGACAGGCAAGAGAUUAAUCUCUCCAGUCGCGCACUGGAUUCUCCCAGAGGAUAUGCGGACAAAAGACGGUCCUCUCAACAUGGAGAAUGUAAUCACUAACAUUCAAGGAGAUCAAAUAAAAGACACCACAUGGGUGUGGGAAGGCAAGGAAAAGGACGAUAAACAGCAAAAUUAUUCUAGAUAAUUGUUAAUUAAUAAAAUAGGAACAUUAAUGAAAAAAUAUACCUGAAAAUCCUGUGCUUUUGGGAAUGAUGCCACGAGUCGUCGUCUUCGGAUUAUGCUAACGUCCAAGAGUUCAUGAUCACUUCUUCACAACUUAUUCGUUACUUUCACUGCAUUUUAAAUAAGUGCCAUAAACUUUUGUUAGAGCUUUUUAUCACCAUGUGAUUUUGAAGAAAUACAUUGCACAGGAAACAACUAAGGAAAUUAUUAUUAGAGAUUACUGAUUCACCAUUUAGUUACUUUAUCGUGUACAAUAGGAAAAUUAAGAAAAAAAAUUACUUGUUUAAUGAAUAAAAGCCAAACGGAAAACUCGUUUGAUUUAAAAUUAAAA